This is a messenger RNA of Carlito syrichta (Philippine tarsier), 3290 nucleotides long. RefSeq names its product chromosome unknown C9orf72 homolog (gene C9orf72). The record is from RefSeq and is a predicted model, not a curated record. Gene Ontology annotation, cellular component: autophagosome; endosome. Gene Ontology annotation, molecular function: guanyl-nucleotide exchange factor activity. Gene Ontology annotation, biological process: endocytosis; autophagy. Lineage: Eukaryota; Metazoa; Chordata; Mammalia; Primates; Tarsiidae. The coding region runs from base 206 to 1651 and encodes 481 amino acids. The transcript is spliced from 11 exons.
ACGUUGCCUACGGUGUCCCACGAGGAAACGCAGGUUCGUCCUGCGGCGUCGCCUUCCGCCCACGUACAAGAUGGCGCUUGGCGCGUCCUCCAACCCCGCUGCCCGGUUCCUCUCUGGGGGCGGAGUCUACGUAGAGCGAGGCGUGUGUGUUUAGGAGAUUUCUCUGGAGCAAGCAUUUGGAUAAUGUGACAGUUGGGAUGCAGUAAUGUCGACUCUCUGCCCGCCACCAUCUCCAGCUGUUGCCAAGACAGAGAUUGCUUUAAGUGGUGAAUCACCUUUAUUAGCAGCUACCUUUGCUUAUUGGGACAAUAUUCUUGGUCCUAGAGUAAGGCACAUUUGGGCUCCAAAAACAGAACAGUUACUUCUCAGCGAUGGAGAAAUAACUUUUCUUGCCAACCACACUCUAAAUGGAGAAAUCCUUCGAAAUGCGGAGAGUGGUGCUAUAGAUGUAAAGUUUUUUGUCUUGUCUGAAAAAGGAGUGAUUAUCGUUUCAUUAAUCUUUGAUGGAAACUGGAAUGGAGAUCGGAGUACAUAUGGACUAUCAAUUAUACUCCCACAGACAGAACUUAGUUUCUACCUUCCACUUCAUAGAGUGUGUGUUGAUAGAUUAACCCAUAUUAUCCGGAAAGGAAGGAUAUGGAUGCAUAAGGAAAGACAAGAAAAUGUCCAGAAGAUUAUCUUAGAAGGCACAGAGAGAAUGGAAGACCAGGGUCAGAGUAUCAUACCAAUGCUUACAGGAGAAGUGAUUCCUGUCAUGGAACUACUUUCAUCUAUGAAAUCACACAGUGUUCCUGAAGAAAUAGAUAUAGCUGAUACAAUACUCAAUGAUGAUGAUAUUGGUGACAGUUGUCAUGAAGGCUUUCUUCUCAAUGCCAUCAGCUCACACUUGCAAACCUGUGGCUGUUCUGUUGUAGUAGGUAGCAGUGCAGAGAAAGUAAAUAAGAUAGUGAGAACAUUAUGCCUUUUUCUGACUCCAGCAGAGAGAAAAUGUUCCAGAUUAUGUGAAGCAGAAUCUUCAUUUAAAUAUGAGUCAGGGCUCUUUGUACAAGGCCUCCUAAAGGAUUCAACUGGAAGCUUUGUGCUACCUUUCCGGCAGGUCAUGUAUGCUCCAUAUCCCACCACACACAUAGAUGUGGAUGUUAAUACUGUCAAGCAGAUGCCACCCUGUCAUGAACAUAUUUAUAAUCAGCGUAGAUACAUGAGAUCAGAGCUGACAGCAUUCUGGAGAGCCACUUCAGAAGAAGACAUGGCUCAGGAUACUAUCAUCUACACCGAUGAAAGCUUCACUCCUGAUUUAAAUAUUUUUCAAGAUGUCUUACACAGAGACACUCUAGUAAAAGCCUUCCUGGAUCAGGUCUUUCAGUUGAAACCCGGUUUAUCUCUAAGGAGUACUUUCCUCGCACAGUUUCUACUUGUCCUUCACAGAAAAGCCUUGACACUAAUAAAAUAUAUAGAAGAUGAUACGCAGAAAGGAAAAAAGCCCUUUAAAUCUCUUCGGAACCUGAAGAUAGACCUUGAUUUAACAGCAGAGGGCGAUCUUAACAUAAUAAUGGCUCUAGCUGAGAAAAUUAAACCAGGCCUACACUCUUUUAUCUUUGGAAGACCUUUCUACACUAGUGUACAAGAACGCGAUGUUCUUAUGACUUUUUAAAUGUGUAACUUAAUAAGUAUAUUUCAUCACAGCCAUGAUUGCUGCUAACGUAGCUCAGUGGUGUGGGGAAACAUUCCCCCGGGUUGUGCCUCAGAGUCCUACUUAGCAGUUGUAGUUAAAGUUGGUUACACUACAGUUGUCACGAGAGUAUGUCAGGUGCAUCAUUAUAUUGAAUGUCUCUGUUCCUAGAUUCAUGCUUUUGGAAUACAGACUUAUGUUUACAAUUAUAAUAAAUAUUCUUUUAAAGAUAUAAUAAUAGGAUAUAAACUUGACCACAACUACUGUUUUUUGAGACUUCUGAUUCAUGGUUUACAGGUAUCAAAGUGAAAUCUAAGUUAGCUUUUACAGGAGUACUAAUUGACUUUCCAUCUUUUGGUGUUUGUCGGUGUGUGGGAUUACUGGAAUACUUUUGCAACCAAUGAAAAUUAGAGCAUUUAAACCAUUUCAGUUCCACAGAAAGGAAGUUAGCUUGAUUUAGAAAAAAAAAAUUGACCAAGCAGGUACUUAAUUGAAAUUAACCAUUAGAUCCUACUUUGUAGAUUUAGUCCUUAGGAUGCAGUCUGAGUAGAAAUGUCAUGCAGUUAUAUAUAGUCCUUGAUUACGGUGAACCACUGUGUCAGGGUGUUUUUGUUUGUUUUAUUGUUGUUGUCAAUAUCCUAUAUAGUUGAUCUCUGUCUAAGAGAUGUAGGAAACUGUGCUUUGUGUUUUACUCGUUGCCAACUUUUUAAAUUGGUUCUCAUUAUUUUUGAGCCAAAUUGAAAUGUGCACCUGCUGUGCCUUUUUUCCCCUUGGAAAAUCUAAUUACUUGGAAGAAGUUCAGAUUUCACUGGUCAGUCAUUUCCAUCUUGUUUUUCUUUUGCAGAAUUUUACCAUGUAUCUGCAGUGGCAAUCAUUGUAACUCUGAGGUUAUAAAAUGCAUUAGAGAAUAUACUAAUAAAAUUUUUUUUUAGGAGCAGAAAACUGUUCCUUGUCUUCUUCCUUCUUACAUUUCUUCUCAUUUUUAAAGUUGUUGCCAUUUGCCUCGGCAUCACAUAAAGAAUAGCAGGAUAAAUUUUACUGUAAGUGCUAUUUUUCUAGGUGCUACUUUGGCAGAACUAAGUGGUCUGUUUCUUUUGUUUCCUUAAUAUGUUUGGACCAUUUUGCUGGCUAUAAAAUAACUGAUUAACAUCAUUCUGCACACAAACACAAAUAAAUGUUUUUAUAAGACUGUAGAAGUAACAUAAAAGGGAAAAUAUAUUUAUAAGAAAGGGAUAAAAGUGAUGGAGCCCUUCUGCCCUCACCCAACAGAUUUAACAAAAGGAUAUGUUCUGUUCUGAGAGGUCAUAAUAGCUUUCACAUCAUGAGUCAGGAAGAGAUAGACAUCUUGAUUUUUAGACAAACACUGGACUAGUGACUGAUGUACUGUAGCUCAGUCAUGGAAAACUAUAUAGAUACCACCUUGGAGUGUCCCAUACUCAGUGUUUUUUACACAAUAGACUUUUAUUUAAGUGCUGACUGGUUAUUUUCCUUUGCUGGUUUAUUGUACUGUUAUAGAGAAUGUGAGUUGUACAGUGAAAUAAGUUAUUAAAGCAUGUGUAAACAUUGUUAUAUAUCUUUUCUCCUAGAUGGAGAAUUUUGAAUAAAAUAUCUUUGAAAUUUU